Messenger RNA from Paramecium tetraurelia, 1005 nucleotides. RefSeq lists its product as uncharacterized. The record is from RefSeq and is a predicted model, not a curated record. The transcript is spliced from 5 exons. NCBI's taxonomy places the organism in Eukaryota, Ciliophora, Oligohymenophorea, Peniculida, Parameciidae.
AUGAAAUAACCUGAAUAUAAAUGCACAGAAAAGCUAUGGAAGCCGAUAGUUAGACCUCCAAGGCAUAAUUACCGUUUAAAAGAUAUGGGGAAUGAAAUAUUUAUGGUUCAGGACACUGUGGUCAAACGAAUAGACUUUGAAAUGGUAAACAGUCGCGGACUAACUCUUCAGUGCAGUUUAUUUGAGCCUGUAAGAAUGUAAGACAAGCCCCAUUGCUGCAUGAUUUAUUUACAUGGGAACUCCAGCAGCAGAGUGGAGUCUCUAACAAUACUUGAAUAUUUACUUCCUUAGAACAUUUCGGUUUGUGGAAUUGAUUUGUCAGGUUCUGGCUAAUCCUAAGGAGAGUACAUUUCAUUAGGAUUCUAUGAAUCAAGAGAUGUAGUUGAUCUCUAUAAUUAUUUACGUUCAAAUAAACCAUUUAUCACUUAAAUCGGUUUGUGGGGUAGAUCCAUGGGUUCAGUCACAGCCAUCAUAGCAGCUAGUUUGAAUUCUAACUUCAAAAUGCUUGUUUGUGAUAGUCCCUUCUCAAAUCUGACUCAUUUAUGUUAGGAAUUGGCUUCUAAUACUUAUAGCAUUCCAGGAUGCUGCUUCAAUUGCUUUUGGUGUUUUGUCAAAUCCAAAAUAAGAAAGGAAGCCAAAUUUAAUAUUGAUGAUUUGAAUAUCAUUCAAAUUAUACAAACCUUACCAACUGAUGUUUCUAUUGUCUUUCUAUCAGCCAAAGGUGAUACGCUCAUUAGAGAAAAACACCCUAAAGUUUUAUCGGAAAAGUUUAGAGGAAUUAAAGAAUUAAUAUAGUUUGAAGGCACACACAAUUCCAAAAGGCCAAUCGAAGUUAUGAAAGCCACAGUCUAAUUCAUAGUUGCUUUUAUGGAAAAAAAUGAUUAACACUCUUGUCUAAAGGAUACAAAAGUUUCAUUGAAUUGUAAGGACUAGAUUCCAAUUACUGAUGUUGUAGUUCCUCUAUUAUAUUCUGAAAGACCAUACAUAUCCAAAACAGAAAAAUGA